Sphenostylis stenocarpa is the source of this 1776-nucleotide messenger RNA. NCBI's taxonomy places the organism in Eukaryota, Viridiplantae, Streptophyta, Magnoliopsida, Fabales, Fabaceae. The record is from the annotation of a GenBank genome assembly.
AUGUUUUGUGCCAUAGCUGCCAGACUGCUAAUAAAAGUAAAAUACCCAGCAUCUGUAGAAGGAAUUGAUAGUCCCUUGUCUAGGUACAAGUGGACAGAUGAUGCUAUCCAAACCCUGAAGCUUUUGUUAAGCAUUGCAACAGGCACACCACUCUGGCGCAAUGGACCACCCGAUAAGCCAGUACUAUGCAAUGCAUGUGGGUCUCGAUGGAGGACAAAGGGAACUCUUGCAAAUUAUACCCCUUUACAUGCUCGAACAGAAACUGAUGAUUAUGGGGAUCAAAGGGUUUCCACGGUAAAGAGCUUAUCAAUAAAUAAGAAGAGAGAAGUGACAUUGCUCAAACAAAAACGUAACCAUGAUAAUUUAGUAUCUGGAGGGUUUGCACCUGAUUACAACCAGGGAUACCAAAAGCUCGUUGAUGAUGAUGUUAGCAACCGAUCAAGCUCAGGAUCAGCUAUCUCUAACUCAGAGAGCUGUGCACAAUUUGGUGCCAUGGAUGCUAGUGAUCUGACAGGUCCUGCUCAGUCAGUGGUCUGGGAUGCCAUGGUGCCUUCAAAAAAGAGGACAUGUGUUGGCCGUCCAAAGCCUUCUUCUGUUGAGAAGUUAACAAAAGAUUUAUGUACUAUUCUUCACGAACAACAGUCUUAUUUUUCUGCAUCUUCUGAAGAAGAUCUUCUUUUUGAAAGUGAAACACCAAUGGUCUCUGUUGAGAUAGGACAUGGAAGCGUUCUCAUUAGGCAUCCUAGCUAUAUAGCCCGUGAAGAAGAGUCUGAGGCUAGCUCUCUUUCAGUUGAUAAUAAGCAAUGCCCAACGAGUGAGGCAUAUUCUUAUUUUGGCCCCAUUCUAAUGCAUAAUGAUUCUAGUUACUUGAAGUCAUCAUCUCUGGAAGUUGAAAAGAUCAGGAAUUCUACUGGCCUCGGAAUGCAGCAGGAGCAACAUAAAAGUGACGACUCUCAACUUGACAGAGUACAAAUCCUUGGUGAUCAUGAAUCACCGCUGUGCUCAAUAGAUUUAAAUGAUAUAGUAAACUAUGAAGAGUUUUUGAGAAUCUUGACAAAUGAAGAGCAACAACAGUUACUGAAGUUACUUCCUGUGGUUGAUACUGCUAAACUUCCUGAUAGCCUUAAAGUCAUGUUCAAUAGCUCUCAAUUCAAGGAGAACUUAAAUUAUUUUCAGCAGCUUCUGGCGGAAGGAGUUUUUGAUAUCUCUUUGUUGGGGGCAAAACCUGAAGACUGCAAGACUUUGAAAAGACUUGCACUAUCCAAUCUGUCAAAGUCAAAAUGGGUAGAGCACUAUAAUUUUGUCAAGAAAUGUGAAAACAAAACUGGAAAAUUGGAUUCUUUUGGAUCUGCUGGUACAUCAUCAACUAAUGGUUGGAACAGCGAGGCAUCAACUAAUUUUGGGAACAGCAAGGAAUCAACUAACGUUCCAAACAAGAGAACACUCGAUAGCAGAAGUCAAAACUUCUCAGAACUGAAGACAAUAAUGAGGAGCCCCAAAGGAAUGAACACAAAGGCUGGCUGUGAGGGUAAAGAAGCUGUAGAAGAUGGUGCUUGCUAUAGUCCAAAAAGCCUAUUUGCUUUGCCUCCUGAUGCCAGUUCACUCAUGCUUAGUUCUUUAAACUUUGUGGAGGAAAGUAGUGAUCAGGAUCUGCUGCUAGAGGUGCCAUCUAACACUUCUUUUCCACAGGCAGAGCUCUUGCACCCAAGUUUAAGCCUUGGCGCUCAAGCCAGCACUAGUAGUACCUCUGUCUACUCCCAUCUUAUUUAUCAAUAA